This is a messenger RNA of Ctenocephalides felis (cat flea), 793 nucleotides long. RefSeq lists its product as uncharacterized. The coding region runs from base 79 to 519 and encodes 146 amino acids. NCBI's taxonomy places the organism in Eukaryota, Metazoa, Arthropoda, Insecta, Siphonaptera, Pulicidae. The record is from RefSeq and is a predicted model, not a curated record. The transcript has 5 exons.
ACGAAUGCGACAACGUAAAUCGCGUAUUGCAAAACAACAAAUAUUGCGUCACGAAAAACGGAAGGCAGAGAUACAGAAAUGACAACCGAAAUAAUGCCUCGCAGGUCCAGGUCAAAAUUUGGCCGUCUUACUCCCGGCGGACAAAGCACAAGAAGACGCCGUUUGAAAAUGACUGAGGAAGAACGAGCCGCCGAACGAGAGAAGACCAGACUAAGAAACAGGAAGAUGCGUAAAGCGGAAACACCAGGAAAACGAGCAGCCAGGCUUGAAUAUAACCGAAUGCGACAUCGUCAGUUGCGUUUUGCAAAACAACAGAAAUUGCUUCGCGAAAAACAGGAUGAACUCAAAAGAGUGAUGGAAACUGAAAGCGGAAGCACGGGACCAGGAAGCAAGGAAACAAAAGCGCAUAAAGGAAAAUGCAUGAAAGUGUAUAAGAACAGUAAAAUGGAAACUGAAAGCACGGGACCAGAAAGCAAGGAAACAGAAGCGUCGAAAAGGAAAAUGCAUGAAAGUGUAUAAGAAUAAUGAAAUGGAUCCCAACCAACAGGUAUCGAAAAUGUAUGGAAAAACAUAUUCAAAAACAACAAGUCAAAUUGAACCAAUCGAAUAUCCUCAAAUUGAACGAGAAUUUGAUUAUUGUCCUCAAGUGAAACAAGAAUUAGAUGAUUAUGAUAUUUCAGAAAUAUGUCCAGAAAACCAAGAAAUAUAUGUACAGCAAUUUUUAAAACCUGAGAUAAUGAUACAGGAACAAAUAAAACAGGAACCGAUUGAUGAGCAAGAUGGUGAAGAGAUC